Lolium rigidum is the source of this 265-nucleotide messenger RNA. RefSeq lists its product as uncharacterized. Lineage: Eukaryota; Viridiplantae; Streptophyta; Magnoliopsida; Poales; Poaceae. The record is from RefSeq and is a predicted model, not a curated record. The coding region runs from base 1 to 240 and encodes 79 amino acids. The transcript has 2 exons.
AUGGCUCUCGCUGCGAACCGUGCCAUGGGAUUCGCCCUGGUUGCGGUCGGCGUCACGCUCCUCGCCGGUUUCCUUUACGCCGCCGUCCUGUCCAAGGUGCUUCCACCGCCGGACAACUGGUUCUUACUUGCUGUUCGAAAUGACAGGUACUACUGCUUGCUUGUGCCACUGACGGCCCCCAUGAUAAUCGUGGCUGUGUACCUCCACUGGAUGAGCAUGAAGAUGUUCAAGCAUGCGUGAGGACUAAUCAAGCGCAAGGAAAUCA